UUUGAAAGUGUCAAAAUCUUCUGAAACUUGUCUUGUUUCUUUCUUCUAUGUCCUUUUCCACUAUAAUCUAAAGAAGCCGUUAAGUACAAGACCAUCUCCAUUUGACCCGUCUAUCAUUAUUAAAUUAUCGCCCAUUCUUGUUUCCCCUUUAUAUCCCUUUCCCAUCUUUCAAGCUCUUUCUUCUUGCACCAAUUCUUACAAAUUUCAUUUUCUUAAUUUCAUGCAGUUUUGACAGAAAAAAAAAUACUGCGCCUACAAAGUUUUCGUCAAAGAAGAAUGAUUCACUUGGAAGAUUUCUUAUGGGGUUUUUCUAUUGUUUCUCUUUUCUUAUACUUUCUUCAAAGCCUUAGAAGGGCCAUUUCCAUGGCUUCUCUGUGUCUUAGUUCUCCUUCUUCUUCUUCUUCUUUGGCUUCUACUUCUCCUUCAUGGGUUACCCAGUUUGUUCUUGGUCGAAGAGAAGAAGACGGUACUGUUUCAGGAGAUGUGAAUUUAUUACGUGAUCAUGAAACCCAGAUUGAAGAGAAAUCCAUGCAAGAAAACCUGGGUUUGGAUGAUAAGUUCUUGCAAGAGAUCAAUCCUGCAGGUUUCUUGCUUGUUAAAGAAUCGGAUUCUUUGGUAAUGGAGAAGGCUGCAGCAGAGAAUAAUAAUAAAAAUAAGAGUUCUACCAAGUUGAAGAAGAGACCUGCAAGGUUGGUUUUGCCAGAAUAUUAUCCAAAAUUAGAAUUUGGUGAGAAAGAUAGGAAAUUAGAGAAUAUGGAAUUUGAAGUUAAAGGUAGAGAUUUCUGUUUGGCUAGCAAGAAAGGUAGAAGACAGUGCAUGGAAGAUGGGUAUGGUGUCAUGACUGAUAUUCUAGGAGAUACAAAGCAGGCAUUUUUUGCUGUGAUUGAUGGGCAUGGAGGCCGUGCAGCAGCUGAUUAUGUAGCAGAAAAUUUAGGAAAGAACAUUUUAAGAUUCCUGGAAAAUGCAGGAAAGGGAGAAGAUGAUCAUCAACUAGAAGAAGCCAUUCGUGGAGGUUACCUGAUUACAGAUAGGGAGUUUCUUAGCCAGCAGGGUGUAUGCAGUGGAGCUUGUGUAGCUAGUGUGCUGUUGAAAGAUGGAGAAUUACAUGUUGCAAAUGUAGGAGAUUGUAAAGUAGUUCUGAGUAGAAAAGGAGUAGCUGAUACAUUAACAGUUGAUCACAGACUCAGCAGAGAAGAUGAGAGGCUUCGCAUUGAGAAUUCUGGAGGAUAUGUGAAUUGCAGAAGUGGAAUUUGGAGAGUUCAAGGAUCACUUGCAAUCUCUAGAGCAAUUGGAGACAUGCAUUUGAAAGAUUGGGUUAUUUCUGAUCCAGAAAUUAAAAGGGUUCCAUUAACUUCUGAUUGCGAGUUCUUGAUUAUGGCCUCUGAUGGAUUGUGGGAUAAGGUAAAUGAGCAAGAAGCAGUUGAUGUAGUAUUAAGAGACAGGAAUUCAGUGGAAAGUUGCAAAAAGCUUGUAGAUAUGUCAUUUAGCAGAGGCAAUAUGGAUGAUAUAACUGUGAUGGUCAUAAACCUCCACAAUUUCAUGCCUAAGUAAUGGCUAGCUACCUCUUAAUUAUCUCUGGUACAUAUUUAUGAAA
Manihot esculenta (cassava) is the source of this 1594-nucleotide messenger RNA. RefSeq names its product probable protein phosphatase 2C 74. The record is from RefSeq and is a predicted model, not a curated record. Gene Ontology annotation, biological process: protein dephosphorylation. Gene Ontology annotation, molecular function: protein serine/threonine phosphatase activity. The transcript has 5 exons. NCBI's taxonomy places the organism in Eukaryota, Viridiplantae, Streptophyta, Magnoliopsida, Malpighiales, Euphorbiaceae. The coding region runs from base 277 to 1551 and encodes 424 amino acids.